AGCAGCUUGUUUUGGGGUGUGUGGGGCAGAAGAAGAACUGGGGUGCUGUUAGGAAAUAUUUGGAGUGAUAGUAGACUUUUUUUUUUUAUCUUCUCUGACUAAAUUAGCUAAUGGUUUGGAUGCUGAGAGUGGGAGCAACUCUGCAAUGGAGAAAGUGAGAGAGACAUGGUGGCUGUGAGUGGGAUCUAGUGUUCAUGGUUGAAAAGAGCUUUCCACACAGGAGUGAGAAUCAAAGAACCUGUGUGUGACAUCAUCAUGAAUGAGAGAAGAAGGUAAUACAGUAUUGGAUGUGCCUGUUUGCUGCCACUGUUUAGAGAGAAAAUGGUGCAUUAUGGGGAAUCACUCAAAAGGAGUGAAUGAGAUGAACUGUUUGGGUUAUAGUAUCUGAAAGGCUAAAUUAUUCUCUUGGAGAGACGUUCUAAAUGAGCCUGACCGAGAUCCUGGAUCUGUGUGAAGAGGACUAAGGAUAUAGGAUGUCAACUGAGACAGAACUUCAAGUGGCUGUUAAAACCAGCACAAAGAAAGACUCCAAAAAGAAAGGUCAGGAUCGCAGUGAAGCCACUUUAAUAAAGAGGUUUAAAGGUGACGGUGUCCGAUACAAAGCAAAACUGAUUGGGAUAGAUGAGGUUUCUGCCGCACGAGGAGACAAGUUAUGCCAAGACUCCAUGAUGAAGCUCAAGGGAAUUGUUGCUGCGGCUCGUUCGAAAGGAGAACAUAAACAAAAAAUCUUCUUAACAGUCUCCUUUGGGGGAAUCAAAAUCUUCGAUGAAAAGACAGGGCUACUACAGCACCACCAUGCAGUUCAUGAAAUUUCAUACAUCGCAAAGGAUAUCACAGACCAUCGAGCGUUUGGAUAUGUAUGUGGAAAGGAGGGAAAUCAUAGAUUUGUGGCAAUAAAAACAGCCCAGGCAGCUGAACCUGUAAUUCUGGACUUGCGAGACCUGUUUCAGCUCAUCUAUGAACUGAAACAAAGGGAAGAAAUGGAAAAAAAGGCACAAAAGGACAAACAGUGUGAACAAGCGGUAUACCAGACAAUUUUGGAAGAAGAUGUAGAAGAUCCUGUAUACCAGUACAUUGUGUUUGAGGCUGGACACGAGCCAAUCCGUGAGCCUGAAACGGAAGAAAACAUUUAUCAGGUUCCUACCAGCCAAAAGAAGGAAGGUGUUUAUGAUGUGCCAAAAAGUCAACCUGUAAGUCUGCAGAAUGGAAACUUAUUGCUGGACAUUGAUGAAAAUCUUGUUUCAGUCACUCAGGCUGUUACCCAACUAGAGCUUUUUGGGGACAUGUCCACUCCUCCUGAUGUAACCUCUCCCCCAACUCCUGCUACUCCAGGUGAUGCCUUUAUCCCAUCUUCAUCCCAGUCACUUCCUGCUAGUACAGACAUGUUUGGUUCUGUACCUUUCAGCACUGCUGCCGUACCCUCAGGUUAUGUUGCCAUGGGAGCUGUUCUGCCCUCAUUCUGGGGACAGCAACCACUUGUUCAACAGCAGUUGGCUAUGGGUGCUCAGCCUCCAGUUGCUCAGGUGAUGCAGGGAGGACAACCGAUAGCAUGGGGCCAGCCCGGUAUUUUUCCUCCUACUCAGCAACCGUGGCCAUCUGUAGCUGGUCAGUUCCAACCAACUGCCUUCAUGCCAACACAAACUGUUUUGCCUUUACAAGCAGCCAUGUUUCAAGGUACCAUUGCUCCUAUCGCUACUGUUCCACCCACAAGUGAUUCCAACAGAUCGAGUCCACAGACAGACAGGCCCAGACAGAAAAUGGGAAAAGAAAUGUUUAAAGAUUUCCAGAUGGCUCAGCCUCCACCAGUGCCAUCAAGAAAACCAGAUCAGCCUUCCCUCAGUUGUACCUCAGAGGCCUUCUCAAGUUACUUUAACAAAGUUGGGAUGGCACAGGAAGCAGAUGAUUGUGAUGACUUUGACAUCUCUCAGUUAAAUUUGACUCCUGUGACUUCCACGACACCAUCUACAAAUUCACCUCCAACCCCCGCACCCAGACAGAGUUCUCCAUCAAAAUCAUCAGCAUCUCAUACCAGUGAUCCUGCUGCAGAUGACCUCUUUGAAGAGGGGUUUGAAAGCCCAAGCAAAAGUGAGGAGCAAGAGGCUCCUGAUGGGUCUCAGGCCUCAUCCAACAGUGAUCCAUUUGGUGAGCCAACUGGUGAUACUAUAAGUCCACAGGAAGCAGAACCUCUCUACGCCCAGAUCAACAGACCUAAGAAAUAGCAUUGUAACAGGCUUGUGGUGCUCCAAGACUCAAACGAAACCCAACAACCUGGCAGGCCUUUGGCUUUCAUGCUUUUUUCUGAUUGAUUUUGUCUGACGAGGAGAGAUGAUUGCCCUCCUGGACUGGCUCUACGAGUGUUCCUGACAUUUUUUUUGGCAACCAAUGGCAGAUUCCUAUGGCAGCACAAAACAAAAACUCUCCCUGCUUAUCAUACCACGAGUCCAGCCCUGUCCCCACAAGUCAUGGGUAUCCAGACUAGGAAUUCUUACUCCUCGGUCUUCUUUUAAACAUUUGUUGUCUUCGGUAUGCCACAUAUAAAUAAUAAGCAUCUGAAAUUUAUUGAGUAUUAAGACAUUCUUUUUCUUUUGAGCAAAAAGCAGAGUCUGUAUGUAGCAGUGGCAUUAUCAUUCAACAGCCUUUUGGGCACAAGUCAGCACUUUUUAUGUCAUGGUGACAUGUUUUUCAUCAUCAUUUACAUCAGGCUGAUCCUGACUUUUGGUUUUUUUUCCCUGUGUAGACAUAUUUAAACAACAACAACAACAAAAUACUGGCAGUGUCAUUUUUUUUUUUGUAUUUCUUAUUCUGUAGUUUUGUAUGAGUGACAGAUCUAACAGCAAAACGCCUCCUGCGGAAAUGAUUCCUAACUUGAAACCACAGAAUAAAACGCAGUUGUUUAUCCAUCCUGACUGAAAAUGUUGCCAAAUGGACCUUUAAGUUCUAGCGCAUCAUGAGGAAGAAAUGCUGCUUUCUGUUUGAAUACUCAUGUUGUGGGUAGAGAAAGGACAUCGAGUCCCACUGAGGAAAGACAAAAGAGUCAGUAUUUCCUAGGAAACUCUAAGCAAAGUGCAGAAAAGGAAUAUUUUUAUUUCUUCGGUAUCUUGCUGCUGUAAUGCUAUGCAGACAAGUGUUUUCUUCUCUGUGUGCCAUUUUUGACGAAAAAAAAAUCAUUUGCCAAAUAAUACUGGUGUGAUUCUGGUUUAGGAAUUUGGAUGAAGCGGACUUUACAAAUGGGACGAGGAUGGCAUGGAUUUUGGAAUAACAAACUGAGUCUGUGAUCAAAUUGUUCAUCUUUAUCACUUUUUGUACAUCAGAAAAAUCAAAUGGGAUUUUUAUUUUAUAACUUGAAAAAAAUCUUACUGUUAAACUCUUUAAAUGUUUAAGGGGAAAUGGCUUUAAGGAGUUCGAAUGAAAAAUGCCAGUUUUUUUGUAAAUAUAAAUGUUAUGAAAAUUCUUUUACUAAUGCCAUUACACAGUAGAGAAGGUAGCAAGUUGCAGUGCUUGGGAGGUGUGGCAAACCCAAUUUGUGGUUCUCGCAUCACAUAACGUUUCUUCACAUGCUUACGAUAAUGGGCUGAAGCUCAAGUGCAUUUGCCAAAAGCAGUCAGCUUGUCAGCGACUAGUGAAAUUAAUGGGAACACAUGAUUUUAUGAUCUAGCGUUAUCACACGGACAUACUCCACUUACAAGAAAUCACAUUUCAUUGACAUUCCUUUGAACCUCUGCAUAGAAGUCAUCAAACUGUUUACACACAGAACAAAAGAAUUUAAAACUUCCUUUUUUUACAUUUAUGAAGCAAAAGUGCAGCGUUUGGGUUCAUAUGUUUAGCACAUGAUUUUCAUAAAGAAUCUAUAUAUUUUUGCCCUACAGAGAAUUGUUAUACAGGUCAAAUGUGUUUUCCUGAUGUUCCUAUGCAGUUA
Gymnogyps californianus (California condor) is the source of this 3916-nucleotide messenger RNA. RefSeq names its product DAB adaptor protein 1 (gene DAB1). The transcript has 18 exons. NCBI's taxonomy places the organism in Eukaryota, Metazoa, Chordata, Aves, Accipitriformes, Cathartidae. Bases 474 to 2219 code for a protein of 581 amino acids. Gene Ontology annotation, biological process: ventral spinal cord development; lateral motor column neuron migration. The record is from RefSeq and is a predicted model, not a curated record.